Ylistrum balloti is the source of this 677-nucleotide messenger RNA. RefSeq names its product p53 apoptosis effector related to PMP-22-like. The coding region runs from base 64 to 612 and encodes 182 amino acids. Gene Ontology annotation, biological process: cell-cell adhesion. The transcript is spliced from 4 exons. Gene Ontology annotation, cellular component: cell-cell junction; membrane. The record is from RefSeq and is a predicted model, not a curated record. NCBI's taxonomy places the organism in Eukaryota, Metazoa, Mollusca, Bivalvia, Pectinida, Pectinidae.
AAAGUUUUAAAGAAUAAGGACAAAUGUCCCCAUUCGUUCAUGUUGCAAAAACAUCUUUGAACAAUGGUUGACACUGCAGUUGUAAAGAUCAGGCCAAUUAAGCUGAUAGCAGUGAUUUUCAGUGGGAUAACUGUUAUCCUGUUGAUAAGUAGCAUUGCUGGUAAAGAAUGGGUGGAGGUGAAAUUUCACCAUGACAACCGUCAAAGCAUCACUUGGGGAUUGUGGGAUAUCUGUGAAGGAGAUUCAUGUUCUUCAAACACAACAGACUGGGUGAAGGUGUGUGCUACCUUUAGUAUUGUGUCCCUCCUCUUUAGUGUGGUGGUAGUUGGCUGCGGUAUUCUUGGGCUUUGUUCUUUGAAUGUCCCCAAGAGAAAACUUCUCUAUGUUAUAGCUGGCGGUAUUGUCACCCUUGUUGCUCUGUCCGAUCUGCUGUCUCUUAUCAUUUUUCCAAUCAAAUUUCGUGAGUCAAUACAGACAUUCAUCAAUGUGAAGCGCUGGGACUUUGACUGGACCUACGGAUUUGGCUGGGGAGGAUUUAUCUUCUCCGUUGCAGCUGCUGUUUUCUUCUUCCUGCCAAUUGAUGAUGAUAACAUGGAGUCCAAACCAUUCUAAUGACAUAAAUACAAGCUUUAAGGAAUAUGUUAGAAUGGUUUCAUGAGUAUACAUGUAUAUGUAUA